AUGUGUCAAUACAGUUAUGUGUACUAUUCCUACUGUGACCAUGCGGAACUCACUCUGCUCGAAUACUGUUCGGCUGCCGUUGCGAAAGCUGGUCGUUUGUCUCACGCCGACAGGGUGCAAACGCACGACGACGGACAGCAGCAGCACUGGGGCAGGCCGACCGAUAACGAACCUGGUGGCGCGAGCGAAUGCGACACCAGAGUACAGGGAGCUUCGCAACCCGCUAAUACUUUGCAGCAGCAUGUCAUAAGUGAAGGGUCGGGUCAUGAUGCGCCAGGUCAAGAUGCGUCAGAUCACUUCGAAUCUCAAGACGACGCGUUUCAACAGCAGUCGAGCGUGACAGAGGAAGACGUCGGCAUGAUGAAGGAUAAUAACUUUCGGAUACAGAGUGUUGCUCCGGGUGAGAAUGUGCAAUCUACGCCUUCUACUUUGAGCCCAGCCGCGAGACUAGCAGCCCGCUUCCAACAAAGCGAACAGGAUCCGUUUAUCGAGAAAUCGGCGCCUGGCCUUGGACCAAAGAACACUCCAAAAUCGCCCUUCAGUUAUGCAGACAUCCUUAAGACCAGAUCUCCGGAGACUACUCGCACCUUCGCGCUGCCCAAAAAGACCACAACGGAAGGCGUGAAACAGCAAGAUCGCACGGGACCAAGAGCUCCUCUGGCCAUUACCACGAACCUUCCCCAACAGCGUAGGAGCAGUGAGCCGACCUUCGAUCUUGCCUCUCCCCAAGCAUUUCCCACACUCUCCUCGAAGACAACCACAACUGCUCCUCCCUCAGCGGUGAGCAGUGGCAAAUCAGGGCGAUCAACGUCUUGGGCACAGGUCGUGAGUCUAACUACAUCCAACGAGUCAAGCCCUAGCUCGUAUUCGGGACCUACAGCUGAAUCAGACGCUGGCACCGUCUCGACAUCAGUCUCAACAUCCUUGACAUCCUUCCCCAGCGACAUAACAUUCGAUCCGAGCAACCCAUCUGCUGAGCGUAGCCCACAGUACACCCAACCCCCGUUUGAUGAAGCCGCGAAGAUGGUGAAGGACAUUAUCAUCCCACCUAUUACCAAAGAUCCAGAUCCUGCGCCGCAUAGCCCGCGGAAGACUUUACCGACCGAAUGGCUUCAGGAUACUUCAGGCGGACACCCACAAUACUCUUCUCUUCAUCCGAAGAAAUCGAUGGGUACGCUCCGAACACCAGAAGCAACAUCUCAUGAGCGAGCAACAUCCCCAACAAAGACAAUUGCAAAGCCAUUUAUGUUCGCAACGGCGCGGCGUGCUGCUGAGCGUGAGGCCAAAGUCAGAAGCUCGUCGACUUCGCCAGUCAAGAGUUCAUCCGACCCUUCCAAAUCUGUCAAGGGCAAACCGGCAAAACUCCAACCAUCCACGAUGUCGCAUUCUCAUGCAAGCAGUAUUAGCACGACGGGUACUGUUUUCCAUACUGCGCAUGCAUCACCAACCCAUAGUAUCUCGACGCUCAGCUUUGCUUCUGAUACAGACGACCACGGCGACAUAGUUUCGGCCCUAGGUUCUCCAUCGCGCAUUCCGCGCUUGGCUCUUAAGCUUUCGGAAAUUCUGCAGGUAGAACUCACACUUUCUGGGCCUGUCGAAGAGCCUGAAUCUGGAAUCAAUGAAAUCCAUCAAAAAGUUGUGGAGCUUGUUGAGGAUAGCGUGGACCACAGUGUCACCUCGGAGGGAACAGACACCAAUGAACCUCCUAAGCUCCUCGAUGUUGCAUAUUCUUUGGAAACAGCCAUGAAGAACGAAGAAAUCACUGGCAUUCGAUUCGAAGCAUUUGGACCGCACCCCCAAGACCACACUGAUGAUGAUGAUAUAUCUGUAUUAAGCACAUCGAAGACUCAUUUUCAAGACAAAAGCCAGCAAUCGGAAGCUGAAUUUUGUACAGCCAUUGACGAGCUGGAGGCUUCUUUGACCACGAGGAAGCCGGAAAUAGAUGCGGUAUCCGACCAAGCAGAAUCAGCUCAGAGCACACAGCGGCAGGCCCGUGAUGGCAACGACCACGUUAGUUCGCAAAAUACAUUCAUUGAGAGCAACCACUACGCUAUUAGUGCCGCCCCUGCUUCUACACAAGACCCUGCUAUCCUCUACAAGGGACAUGGACACAAAGAGGUCUUUCGCUCAGCGCCAGAGUUGUUGAAGAUGUUGAGGAGGAGGAGUGCUACAUUACCGGCCAAAGUAGCGCUUACUGCCGCGGCCAAGGUAGCGCUCAAUGCUGAAGCCAAGGAAUUCGUUCCGAUGGGAAUUCCGGCCGAAUCAUGGGAGAAUUCGUACUUUAACCGCGCUCCGUUGCCGGCUGAGAUGAUAUACCCAGGUUGGAAACUCAACAUGCCUAGGUCUGAUGCUAACGCCACUGAUUAUCCUGCUUAUCCCGCAAUGUUGUCGGAGAGCAUGCAGCAGAUUAUUAGAUCCCCAGCGGAGCGCCCACAAACGUGGAAAGCCAAAAGCAGUGCUUCUCCCAAGAAGUCACUGAGGAAGAUUUGGCCAUCGAAGAGAUACAAGCGCUUCGUGUCAGCUGACAGCGAAUCGGACGGGAACACCAUCACUCAAGCUUCAUACAAAAAGUGGACGAAGAAGAACAACGGCCAGAAACGUGAUUGGAAUUCACACUGGUAUGAUGGGGCAUGGAAGAGCGUGAAUGGCGCACCGCCGACGUUCGAAUCGUUCUACGCAGAUCGAGCGCAGCGGAUACCGUCGGACGAUCGCAGCAUCGUCACGAAUCCGUACCAUGGACGCACAAGCUCCAAGAGCUCUGGGUCCACGACUGCGGGCAACGGCCCGGAGCAGAAUCUCGGGCACGAGGUCAUUGAGCCUUGCGGUCACUGGAACGUUACCAUGGCGGGAGAAUUCGGGAACGCCGCCUGCCAUGAGUGUUUGCCGUGA
Aplosporella prunicola CBS 121167 is the source of this 2889-nucleotide messenger RNA. RefSeq lists its product as uncharacterized. Lineage: Eukaryota; Fungi; Ascomycota; Dothideomycetes; Botryosphaeriales; Aplosporellaceae. The transcript is spliced from 3 exons. Bases 1 to 2889 code for a protein of 962 amino acids. The record is from RefSeq and is a predicted model, not a curated record.